AUGUACACCAGCCCAGCCAAGCGAGUUUUGGGAAGUGGAUUGUGUGGACUGAAGAAUAUGGGGAACACCUGCUACGUCAAUGGCAUAAUGCAAUGUUCGUUGUCAUUCCCUAUCGUUCUUGGAGGACUACAGCUGGUGCACUUGGACGAGUAUGCUAGUGUAACCCAUCCAUUGACAUGUGCCCUCAGAAUAUUUUUGGAAGAGCUGCAGCAUUCAUCUUCAUCAUACUCAUACGAUGUUUUUCUUGAAUGUCUCCAGAGCAACUGGCUGAGGUUCAAGCCUAAAACACAACAAGACCUGAUGGAGUUUUUUACAUUCCUCAUCAGUAGGGUUCAUGGCGAAAUACUUGAAAAACAUUUCACUGGUGACAAGAGAAGAAUUGAUCCUGAUGAUGUGGAUGUAAGCGUGCUUGAUAUUUGGAUGUCAUCCGAAAUGUCCAAGAUGACUUAUAUGUUUGGUUUACAAACAGUCCGUCUCAGCAUUUGUUCAGCCUGUGGUACUGAAAGUGGAAUAUGUGAUGCUCCGGAAAUGUUCUUGUCACUGGCUCUUCCAGAGGGCAAGACGACAUGCACAUUGCAGGAGUGCCUGGAGCUGUUCCGUACUGUAUCAUACAACACCUGCAGCACUUGUGGGGAGGACAGUGCAAGGAGUCAUCUUACAUUUGGAAGGCUACCUCCUAUUCUUGUGGUGCAUUUAGUCAGGUUUUCUGGAACUGAUAAUAAUAACUAUAUCAAAAAUACCUGCAAAGUGUCUUAUGACCAGACUAUUGACCUGAAAGAGUUUACCUUGAAGGACCUGCAAACUGACACAAAGUGGUAUCACUUUGAUGAUGCAUAUGUAAGUGCCUCAUCCACAAGACGUGCCUUACCUGAGACAGCAUAUAUUCUCUGGUAUCAGCAGAAAGUGGAGGUCAAAACCAACUCAACUUUACUAGAUUCUUUGUCUGAAUCUGUGUUGAGAUGCCAGUUUCCUCCAAAUCCUGUCCCUGCUGAUGCUUCUCCCAAGGGCAUGGAAGACGAAAGAAGUAGUAGUCCUCUUUCACCUGAAACUGCCUCUCCUCCACCAGUGCUGUCUAGUGACCUGGCUCCUCAAGCUAUGGAUGGAGAAGUUAAUAUACCAUUCUGUCCUAAGACUUCUCCACCAAGUCCAGCUGGUCAUGUCAGUCCCCCCCCUCCUGCUGAUUCUAUUACUGUACCUCAAGACAGGAGAGUGCCAAAACUUAUUAUUAAAUUCACUGCAUUAGUUUCCAAAGAUUCAGAAGAUAAUCAGUCAGAAAAAUACAUUGAGUGGUCCAAACCUGAAAGUACUUUUAUUCAACCUGCACCACCUAAACGACGAAAGAUUGGCCUUGAUGACGAAGACCCUCUAAUCAAAAAAGGUGAUAUACCAGGAGCCAAUCUUGACAUUAGCAAAAUCGGGGAUGCUAGAAGGCCUCAAUUGGAGAAGUGGCUGAAAACCCAUGGCCUGCCAAUUACUGGUAAAACGGAUGAAUUAAUUCAUAGGUAA
Molecule: messenger RNA, 1506 nt
Organism: Frankliniella occidentalis (western flower thrips)
Lineage: Eukaryota; Metazoa; Arthropoda; Insecta; Thysanoptera; Thripidae
Product: putative ubiquitin carboxyl-terminal hydrolase 50
Exons: 8
Coding region: 1-1506 (501 amino acids)
Biological process (GO): protein deubiquitination
Molecular function (GO): cysteine-type deubiquitinase activity
Source: RefSeq, a predicted model, not a curated record